Messenger RNA from Nymphalis io (European peacock), 1085 nucleotides. It is a transcript of the gene Hap40, whose product is annotated as 40-kDa huntingtin-associated protein. The record is from RefSeq and is a predicted model, not a curated record. Gene Ontology annotation, biological process: vesicle cytoskeletal trafficking. The coding region runs from base 135 to 1022 and encodes 295 amino acids. Gene Ontology annotation, molecular function: protein binding. Gene Ontology annotation, cellular component: early endosome. NCBI's taxonomy places the organism in Eukaryota, Metazoa, Arthropoda, Insecta, Lepidoptera, Nymphalidae. The transcript is spliced from 6 exons.
UGUCAAAUCAAUGACAACAAAUAAAUUUCAAAUUGUUUUGGUUUUAAAUUCAUAAUUUGUUAAACAAAAUACGAAUUACUGCAAAAAUAACCAAUAUUUUCUUUCAUUGAGGAUUACCCAUUCGUUCUAUAGUAAUGGCUACAGAUUUAAGUGCUAGUUUCAAUGAACAAUACAUCAAUAUUAAUACGAAGCUGAAAAAGAGGUUUAUGCGCAAACCAAAUAUUUCUGAAGCCACAAAUGAAUUCAUCGCUCUCGCGAUACAAUGUGAGCACUUAGAGCAGCCUGCGUUUGCGGGACAAACAUACAUUGGCGCAGCGAAGUGUGAGGCAUCCGCCGGAAAUUUCCUAGGUGAAGCUGAACAGUAUAUUGCCGCAGCUAGACAAUUUAUGAAAGCUGAAAAAAAGCUAGCAGCAUUGAAGUUUUACAGUCCAGAUAGAGAGAACUUGGAGGCAGGUAUAGGUUGCUAUAUGCAAGCUCUGACUAAAUAUCCAGCUAAGUCUGCAAUCCGCACUUCACUACUAUUAGAAUUGGCCAAUGAGCUCAUAGAACUGGACCAUAAACAUGAAGCUUUAGCAUAUUAUGAGCAAGCAGUUGAUAUAAUUGAAGAUAACACAAUGAAAUUAAUGUGCAUGAGGAAUUUAGUGAACUUACUCAUUAAGUGUGGUAAAUAUGAUAUAGCAUUGGAGACAGCAAACAAAGUUUGUGAUUCAAAUUUUUAUAUUCCUGAGGGUAUUUUGACAGAGUUACAAGUCAGCAGACUUCUUUUGGUCCUUUUAGUAGAUCCUGAUGAGGAUACCAAAUCUGAAUCAUUGAAACAGUUGUUAGAUAAUUUGCUAUAUGACGAAGAUAGUGAUGCCAUUCCAUUCAACAUUGAUUUAAGGUUAAAACUUCAGUCUAUUAUUAUCUCUAGCAGCUCUAUGGACCAACAAUCUCUCAUCAGUGUAGCUGCAGAUACUAAACCAUAUUUUACAAUGGAACAGAGAGAGCUCCUGCAAACUAUUAUUGAAAAGAUGUCUGAAUAAUAAGGAUUUUUUUAUGUGACUCAUUUUAAAAGUUUUUUUUUGGUUAUUGUGAUAAAUAAUUUA